AUGUCAUCUGCCGUGCCAACUACGCCAACUACCACACGGGUUCAAAGCGCGCAUGUCCUUAACUCCCCACACUAUACCACAACACGGAGACAUUCUUUAUACGGAACGGAAGAUCGUAUUAUCCUUGACCCAGGUUCUCGUGUUUGGAAAGUUGGGUUCAGUGGGGAAGGCAAACCGCGGGAUGUAUUCUCAGUAAACGAUGGAGAAGGAUUAUGGAACUUCAACACUAUGCGACCAGCAGCAGAGAGAGAAGAGUUUGAGAAGUUGAUAGAACAGAAGAUCCAAGACUGGUUAAGAAAGGUAUUCUAUAAUAAGUUGCUUGUAGAUCCCAAGGCACGUAAAAUCAUAAUCGUGGAACACCCAUUGCUUCCCCUUUGCGUGAAGAAUAUGUUCGCCAAGGUGCUAUUCCAAAACUUGCAGGUUCCUUCUCUAUCAUUCGCCCCCAGCCAUGUGCUGGCAUUACUUGCAGCCGGACGCAUCACCGGACUUGUCAUUGACUGUGGUCACUUGGAAACGACUGUAUUGCCUGUAUUUACUUCCAGGCCCCUGUUUUCCCUUCUCUGUACGACCCCUCUCGCGGGUGCACGACUAACUACUCACCUCCGCGCACUUUUGCUACUACAUGGCACAUACAUACCCCCGCAAUCAACACUAUCUGGUCCAGCGACCAGCAUCCCAGAAAUGCAACGCGCAAAACGUAUACCCCCAAGCAUACUCACAGAUGCACUAGUCGAGACGAUUAAAACGCGCGCAUGCUUUGUGGGGUCCCCUAUCUCGCCGGAGGACGACCAAGACCAAGAUGUGACGAUGAUGGACAUUGUGCCUACCCCUUCAUCGGCGUCGGCGUCCGACGCCGGGCUUUACGAUACGCCCCCAAUGUCUGAGGUUCACACCCCCUUGAGGACAACAGCUUCGUCGACUGCGGGGUCGGUAUCCGGAGCUGCGUCGGUAUCUGGAGCUGGAUCAGUAUCUGGUGUGGGCCCAAGCCGCAGAGAAGAACGCGAGAUAGACCCAAUGGCAAAACAUUCACGGGCUACUGAUUUACGCAUCGCGGUUGGCGUGGGUGCUGGGCGCGGAGUGGUCAUCAUCCCAGGUUGGGUGCGCGAACGAGCAGCUGAGGCAUUGUUUACGGGCGGAGAUGUGGAUGAGAGGAGCGUGGCUGAGACUGUGCUUGAUUGUCUGCGCAAGGUUCCGGUCGACCUGAGAAAAGAAUUGAUUUCUUCGUUACUUGUCGUUGGAGGCACAUCAAUGCUUCCAGGGUUUGUCUCCCGACUACACGCAGAGCUUAAAUCGCUCUUAUCCACGUCUAUAGCGAAUGUUGAAACACCGCCGGCUUCUGACCCACCAUCACCUACCACACCUACUAUUUCGACUUUGCCUAGGAUAGCAGUUCCGCCACCUCUUGUAUCUGUAGGCAAGCGGCGGGCCAGACAACCAUAUGACCCCUAUGCACGAUUGCGUCCGCUCGCGCCACAUUUAGCAAUAAUUAACGCACCUGCUGGAGUCGGAGACGGCCACCAAAAUUCAGGCAAAGCGCCUGCUUUCGCCCCCAGUGCGCUUCCUUGGGUCGGGGGCUCGCUCGCGGGAUCAUUGAAGAUAGGAGGAGAGGAAAUUCCUCGCGAAAAGUAUGAAGAAGCUACGUUAUCGAUGGAGGAAGAAGUGGAAACAGUCGCUGCACCUGGUAUUGUCAGUGGACGACGGGAAGGGUACUUCUUGCCUGACUGGACAAAAGGCGUUAUGAUGGUCGGGGCGCCAAAUGCGGCGAUUAUCCCACCAGGUACCAAUAUGGAUACCACCACGUAA
Messenger RNA from Rhizoctonia solani, 1803 nucleotides. RefSeq names its product actin. The coding region runs from base 1 to 1803 and encodes 600 amino acids. NCBI's taxonomy places the organism in Eukaryota, Fungi, Basidiomycota, Agaricomycetes, Cantharellales, Ceratobasidiaceae. The transcript is spliced from 6 exons. The record is from RefSeq and is a predicted model, not a curated record. Gene Ontology annotation, biological process: microtubule-based movement.